AUGGUAUCAAUGCUAUUCUUGGAGGGUAUUAGUACUGCGCAAGUUCCAACCGCGAGGGAUCAUCUAAUGCAGUUCCCUAAACUUGGAUUGACUAAGUCACAGAGAUUAGGGGAGGUGGCAAUUUGGAUGGCAGUGUUAUGGAGAAUUUGGAAGGUUCGCAACAUGUCUGUUUUUGAAAAUGCAAAUGUGGCUGAUAUGGAUAUGGCUCACUCAGUGGAGCUAUUUCAAGUAAAGGUCUGGCAGUGGUUGCGUGCCAAAAUAAAGGGAUUUAUCUACACUUGGGUUGAAUGGCAACAGAACCCUUAUGUUUGCCUCAGGCUUCGUUUGGAUUGA
Lotus japonicus is the source of this 333-nucleotide messenger RNA. RefSeq lists its product as uncharacterized. The record is from RefSeq and is a predicted model, not a curated record. Bases 1 to 333 code for a protein of 110 amino acids. Lineage: Eukaryota; Viridiplantae; Streptophyta; Magnoliopsida; Fabales; Fabaceae. The transcript has a single exon.